Oreochromis aureus is the source of this 1834-nucleotide messenger RNA. RefSeq names its product zinc finger protein OZF-like. Gene Ontology annotation, biological process: negative regulation of transcription by RNA polymerase II; regulation of immune system process; regulation of cytokine production. Lineage: Eukaryota; Metazoa; Chordata; Actinopteri; Cichliformes; Cichlidae. The record is from RefSeq and is a predicted model, not a curated record. The transcript is spliced from 3 exons. Bases 243 to 1466 code for a protein of 407 amino acids.
CCCUCUAGUCCACCGGAAGUAUAAUAGAAGAGAAAUGACGGAAAUGACGCAACGGUUACUGUUUAACAUGUCUAGUGUUCGGGUUUCAGAGUGAUUGUUGUUGAAGAAAUCUGCUAACAAGUUAAAAAAAAAAAAAAAAAAGAUCGUCCGGCAUGAGAAGGAGACCAGCCGUCAGCUCAGACUGCUGGACAUCAGCUGGAAACCGGAGAUAAAGCCACACAUUACAGUCCUCCCACAUCAACAUGAAUUGUGAGGAAGAGGAGGGUCUGGAUGAUCAGCAGGUCUGUAACCAGGAGAGGAACUCCAGUCUGGACCAAAAAGAGCCUCCUCAGAUUAAAGAGGAACAGGAGGAAGUCUGCACCGGUCAGGAGGCCGAAGGCAUCAUCGUCUGGACCGGAAAAGAGCGGCUCAGACUGCUGGAUACCAUUUGGAAACCUGAAAUAAAGUUACACAGAAUAGACCUCCACCAGCAGGAUAUCGGUAAGGAGGAAGAAGUUCUCACAGAUCAGCAGGUCUGUAACCAAGAGAGGAACUCUAAUCUGGAACAGGAGGAUCCAGAACCUCCGCAGAUUAAAGAAGAACAGGAGGAAAUCUGCAUCAGUCAUGAGGAAGAACCGCUUGUAUUGAAGGAGGAGACUGAGACCUUUAUGUUGGCUUCUACUUACGAGGAAUGUAAAUCAGAACCAAACAGUGACCAGUUCCUUUUUCACAACUCUCCUGAUCCAGAGAGCCAAGAACAAGAAGAAAGCGAGCAUGUGGACUUAACAUCAAGUAAAAAGUUAUUAAAAUGUGACACUUGUGGAAAAAAUUUUCAGUAUCAGUCCAAACUUAAUAGACAUCUGAGAGCUCACACAGGUGAGAAGCCAUAUUUUUGUGUCACAUGUGGGAAGAGAUUUAGUCAGAUGAUACACUUAAGAAAGCACAUCAGAAUUCACACAGGUGAGAAGCCUCAUCCUUGUAGCAUCUGUGGGAAUAAGUUUAAUGACAUGUCAGCAUUCAAAUCGCACAUGAGAAUUCAUACCGGUGAAAGACCAUAUUCUUGUAGCACCUGUGCGAAAAGUUUUAGCCAAAUGAUACACUUGAAAAUUCACAUGAGAGUUCACACAGGUGAGAAGCCAUAUCCUUGUGAUAUGUGUGAGAAAAGAUUCACAAAUUUGAUAAACUUGAAAACGCACAUAAGAAUUCACACGGGAGAGAAACCACAUUCUUGUAACAUCUGCGGGAAAACCUUUCGUCAGAAUUCGACGUUGCAAACUCAUCUAAGAAUCCACACCGGUGCGAAACCAUAUUCUUGUAGCACCUGUGGAAAAAGAUUUAGUCAUAUUAAAAACUUGACAACUCACUCAAGAAUUCACACAGGUGAGAAGCCAUAUACUUGUAGCACCUGUGGGAAAAAUUUCAGUCAGUUGACUCAUUUAAAAAGUCACAUGAGAAUUCAUACUACCUUACAAAAUGUGGCAGAGUAGGAGUGUGUGGCUGUUAGAAUGCAUAGUGAGGAAAAUCACAGCUACACCUGAGGGGAAAAAAGAUGACCUUAUAUUCUGGUCUGUAUGGUAUAGUUUUUAAUAAUAUUUAUUCAAAUUGGCUGUGUUUUUGUUCUGAUGUAAUUGAAAGCCCAGUUUUAUAAAAGGGUCUCAAAUAAGCCAGUUAUUAGAACAUUUCCUACUGAACCAUCUUCAGUUUGUAUAAACGUUUCACAGUACAAAUUUUAAACCUGCUAAAGUCCUGUGAAAUUUUAGCUUCACAUAUUAAAGAAAAACAACACAAAAAGUUAUAUUUUUUAAGUUACUUUCAAAAGUUAUAUGGUUUGUAACUAAGUUGUAAAGUGUUUUUA